UCGCACUUACGCUUGCGCACGAGCAGCCGCACGCUUCCGGUAUGGGUCAGCUUGCCGUACAUCCGGGCAUUUCAAGCGGAGGCGGAAGUGUGGCGUGACAGAAAUGUCAGCACCAUCAAUGAAGGAAAGGAAGGUGUGCUGGGAAGCCCGGGAUGAAUAUUGGAAGUGCUUAGAUGAAAGUAUGGAGGAUGCAUUUAAGUGUGAGAAGCUUAGGUGCUCUUUUGUAAAAGCAUGUCCACAGCAGUGGGUUAAAUACUUUGAUAGAAGAAGAGAUUAUUUAAAAUAUAAAGCACAGUUGGAAACAGGAGAAUUUCAGCCUUCAGAGACAACCAAGACAUAGCUCUUCGACACAAAGGAGGUUGCAGAAGCAGCAGCAGCAGCAGCAGCAGCAUGAAACCUCGAGUGUCAGCAGGAGUAAAGGACAGUGACAGAAUCUAAAUAAAGUGCAAGACAAUGUGUUUAUCUGGUAUUGAUACGAAGGCUCAAGCUCACAUUUCUUGAAAGUGCUUGCCGAAGAGGCACACCCACUAUAAUGACUGAAAAUUCACCACCACGAAUACAGCAUAAAUAGGUGUGCCGAUUAAACUUAAUAAUGCUCAGAA
Molecule: messenger RNA, 602 nt
Organism: Anolis sagrei ordinatus
Lineage: Eukaryota; Metazoa; Chordata; Lepidosauria; Squamata; Anolidae
Gene: COA6
Product: cytochrome c oxidase assembly factor 6
Biological process (GO): mitochondrial ATP synthesis coupled electron transport; respiratory chain complex IV assembly
Cellular component (GO): mitochondrion; respiratory chain complex IV
Source: RefSeq, a predicted model, not a curated record